This is a messenger RNA of Neltuma alba, 1676 nucleotides long. RefSeq lists its product as uncharacterized. NCBI's taxonomy places the organism in Eukaryota, Viridiplantae, Streptophyta, Magnoliopsida, Fabales, Fabaceae. The record is from RefSeq and is a predicted model, not a curated record. Bases 23 to 1447 code for a protein of 474 amino acids. The transcript is spliced from 9 exons.
CCCAGCAGAAACCAAGUUUUGUAUGGAUAUGAAGCGAUAUUCAGGUUGCAGGACAAAUCAUAGGAAUGAACCCUUUCUUUCAGGUCAUCAACACCGCACAAGAAGACAACCACAAUGCAUACAAGAAAAUCACAUUGCCUCACAACAAACAAGUCCACCGAAUCAUUCUCUGAAAUUGGCUUCUUCUUCUUCUUCUACUUCUUCUGGGAAUAGCCAAAAUACAAGCCUGCCUCUGUUUCAUGCUUUUGUUGCUUUCCUUCUGCUUCUUUCUUUCAUCACUCCUGUUCUGUCUCACUCUUCACCAACCAAUCAAACCUUCCGACCGGGUCCUGAGUUGCUCAAGCUAAAGAGAAUCAGAGCUCACCUCAAGAAAAUCAACAAGCCUUCUGUCAAGACAAUAAAGAGCCCUGAUGGGGAUUUGAUAGAUUGUGUUUUAUCGCAUCAGCAGCCAGCGUUUGACCAUCCUCAGCUUAAAGGGAAGAAGCCAUUGGAUCCACCAGAAAGGCCGAAGGGCCACAAAGACAAUGGAGAAGAAGUGAUUGAAAGCUUUCAGCUAUGGACUGAUUCUGGGGAAUCAUGCCCAGAAGGAACUGUUCCUAUCAGAAGAACAACAGAACAAGACAUCCUAAGAGCAAGUUCCAUUCGUAGAUUCGGAAGAAAACCAAGAAACGUACGAAGAGACUCAACUGGCUCUGGUCAUGAGCAUGCAGUGGUUUUUGUGAACGGAGAUCAAUAUUAUGGAGCAAAGGCAAGCAUCAACGUGUGGACACCCAGGGUAACCGAUCAAUACGAAUUCAGCUUAUCACAGAUAUGGGUCAUUGCAGGCUCCUUUGGCCAUGAUUUGAAUACCAUCGAAGCUGGUUGGCAGGUGAGCCCAGAACUAUACGGGGACAACUAUCCUAGAUUCUUCACUUACUGGACCACAGAUGCAUAUCAAGCCACUGGAUGCUACAACUUGCUGUGCUCAGGUUUUGUGCAAACGAACAAUAGAAUAGCCAUAGGAGCGGCAAUCUCUCCAAGAUCAGCUUACAAUGGAAGACAAUUUGAUAUUGGCUUAAUGGUCUGGAAGGAUCCGAAACACGGGCACUGGUGGCUGGAGUUCGGGUCGGGUCUGCUGGUGGGAUACUGGCCGGCGUACUUGUUCAGUCACCUGAGAAGCCACGCGAGCAUGGUGCAAUUCGGAGGAGAGAUAGUGAACACCCGAUCGAGAGGGUAUCACACGGGCACUGAGAUGGGAAGCGGGCAUUUCGCCGGCGAAGGCUUCCGAAAAGCGGCUUACUUCAGGAACUUGCAGGUGGUGGAUUGGGACAACAAUUUGCUUCCGCUCACCAACAUUCACCAGCUCGCCGAUCAUUCCAAUUGCUACGAUAUCCGACAGGGCCGCAACAAUGUUUGGGGCACUUAUUUCUAUUACGGCGGCCCCGGCAGAAAUAUCCGGUGCCCCUGACCGGACCUCAUCUCCUUUUUGCCAUAGAUGAUUAUUAUUAUUAUAAAAUAUAUAAUUUUUAUACACUCAUUUUACGAUUGAAUUCUCUUUCCAUUCCUCUUCUUUUCCUUUCAUGUCUCACUAAUGGCUUAGUUGGAGGCUGUUUGUUUGGAUUUUCCCGUCGGCUCCAUGUAAAUUUCUUUUGUCAGCAACAGUGAAAGCCAGGAAUUUUGUGUGGUAUUUUCUUUCC